GCUGUCUGGGACAGCUUUUUCCUUCAGUCCUUGUCCUUUUCUCCCCUAACAAAUUCAGGAAGAGAAGAGAGAACGAAACCCAAGAGAAUGGGUUUCAUGAUAUUCAAAUCCCUCUUCUUCUUCUCUCAACUGUUUUUGUUUUUACAUCAAAGAGCAAAAGCUGAUGAAGACUUUAAUGUCUUCAAUAAUGUCAGCAGCAGUGGCAGAAACCUAGCAGGAAACUGCAAUUGGUUCCAGGGAAACUGGGUCUAUGAUUCUUCUUAUCCUCUCUAUGACCCUUAUAAAUGUCCCUUCAUAGAUCAACAAUUCAACUGCCGAAAGAAUGGCCGACCUGAUAGCACCUACCUCAAGUACAGAUGGGAGCCCUUCUCAUGUUCCCUUCCCAGGUUCAAUGGGUUGUAUUUCUUGAAGAAAUUUAGAAGGAAGAAGAUAAUGUUCGUGGGAGACUCCAUAAGUCUGAACCAGUUUCAGUCCUUGAUAUGCAUGAUUCAUGCUUGGGUGCCCAAUUCUAGGAUUUCAUACAUAAGGAGAGAUGGCCUUACUUCAGUUACUUUCCAGGAUUAUGAAGUAAAGAUAUUACUAUACAGGACAACAUACUUGGUUGAUCUAGUGAGGGAGAAAGUAGGAACUGUCUUGAAGCUCGACUCAAUCAAGAAUGGCAAUAUGUGGAAAGGCAUGGACAUGCUGAUCUUUAACACAUGGCAUUGGUGGACUCACACCGGUGCAUCCCAACCAUUUGAUUACAUACGAGAAGGAAAUAAGCUGUACAAAGAUAUGAAUCGUUUGAUUGCAUAUUAUAAAGGGCUAACGACAUGGGCCAGGUGGGUCAACCUCAAUGUUGAUCCUUCCAAAACCAAGGUUUUCUUCCAGGGCAUUUCUCCCACCCAUUACGUGGGGAGGGAUUGGAAUGGGCCAACAAAAUCAUGUUCCGGACAGGCACAGCCUUUCCUUGGCACAAGGUAUCCAGCUGGCACGCCCAUGGCUUGGUAUGUUGUGAAAAAAGUACUUAAUAGGAUUAAGAAACCGGUGUAUCUGCUCGACAUUACCGCACUUUCGCAGUAUCGGAAGGAUGCUCAUCCCUCAGCGUACAGUGGCCAACACAGCGGAACUGAUUGCAGCCACUGGUGCCUUCCUGGCUUACCGGAUACCUGGAACCAGCUCUUGUACGCAGCUCUUUUUGGUUAAAGACAAGAUUGUCGUACUAAGCUGAAAUUUGUAAGAAACACAGUUCUCUGCUUCAGCAACUUUAUUCACAUUCAUGUGUUAUUAGUUCUUCUUGGGCAACUCAAGGGAAUAAGAGGGUUGAUGAUUCAACUGUAAAUUUAUAUUUACAUUUUCUCAUAGAAUCAGACCAAUGUCAUUACUAGGAUUGAAGGUUAUAUCUGUUACAAAAAUUGGAGAUGAAUCCUAAUGACACCCAAAUAAGCAAAAUAUAUACUAAUGACCUAU
This is a messenger RNA of Rubroshorea leprosula, 1449 nucleotides long. Lineage: Eukaryota; Viridiplantae; Streptophyta; Magnoliopsida; Malvales; Dipterocarpaceae. The record is from the annotation of a GenBank genome assembly.